Molecule: messenger RNA, 1111 nt
Organism: Bursaphelenchus okinawaensis
Lineage: Eukaryota; Metazoa; Nematoda; Chromadorea; Rhabditida; Aphelenchoididae
Source: the annotation of a GenBank genome assembly
AUGAAACUUUUGGUUUGUUUAGCGAUUUGUGGCGUCGCGACAGUUUUGUCGCUGCCGUCGCGUGAAGUGCAAAGUGUCGCUGUGACCGGUCGAUUGAUUUGUGAUGGAAAACCGGCCACCAGUGUGGUAAGUUUUUGAUAUUGUAGUAGUGGUUUUGGCUUUAGGGCUGAUUUUUUUUUGCUUUAAAAUGCAAGAACUUUCUUUACAAAACGAAAAAUAGCAAGAACUUUCUUUACAAAACAAAAAAUGGCAAGAACUUUAUUUACAAAACAAAAGAUGGCAAGAACUUUCUUUACAAAACAAAAAAUGGCAAGAACUUUCUUUACAAAACAUAAAAUGGCAAGAACUUUCUUUACAAAUGAAAAAAUGGCAAGAAGUUUCUUUACAACCCAAAAAAUGGAAAGAGCUUUUUUUACAAAAUAAAAAAUGGCAAGAACUUUCUUUACAAAACAAAAAAUGGCAAGAACUUUAUUUACAAAACAAAAGAUGGCAAGAACUUUAUUUACAAAACAAAAAAUGGCAAGAAGUUUCUUUACAACCCAAAAAAUGGAAAGAGCUUUUUUUACAAAAUAAAAAAUGGCAAGAACUUUCUUUACAAAACAAAAAAUGGCAAGAACUUUCUUUACAAAACAAAAAAUGGCAAGAACUUCCUUUACAAAACAAAAAAUGGCAAGAACUUUCUUUACAAAACAAAAAAUGGCAAGAACUUCCUUUACAAAACAAAAAAUGGCAAGAACUUUCUUUACAAACCAAAAAAUGGCAAGAACUUUCUUUACAAAAAUUAUUUUUCGUAUUUUAGAAAGUAAAACUGUACGACUCGGACACCUUCACCUUGGACGACCUGAUGGGUGAGACCAAAACCGACAGUGACGGUAAACUACUGGUUCGUGGCUUCGCCAAAGAAUUCACCAACAUUGACCCCAAAAUCAACAUCUACCAUCACUGUGGUGACACUGGUGGACUGACCCAGAAGUGCACCAAGAAGUUCAGUAUCCAAAUCCCAAAGAGCUAUAUUACCCACAAGAAGGAGCGGGCUGACAAGAUCUUCGACGUUGGAACGUUGAACUUGAACGCCAAGUUCAGCGGAGAAGGAAGAGACUGCUUGAACUGA